Messenger RNA from Aphanomyces astaci, 279 nucleotides. RefSeq lists its product as hypothetical. The record is from RefSeq and is a predicted model, not a curated record. The transcript is spliced from 3 exons. Lineage: Eukaryota; Oomycota; Saprolegniomycetes; Saprolegniales; Verrucalvaceae. The coding region runs from base 1 to 279 and encodes 92 amino acids.
AUGGAAUUCCCAAGUAAUCUUCCAGACCUAGCCAAGACGCCCAAGUGCACACGAUGGUCGCCCAGCGGAGCUGCCAAGCGCACACCUUUGUGGGACGAUGAUGGCAUUGCUGCUUUGUUUCGGUUGCGGUACAAGUCUCAGCUGUCUGCGCGGUUUUACUCGAAGAGCAACGCCGACAAGAAGACUGCUUACGUGAUGCUGGCUGCCGAGCUAAGCGUGGUCACGGAGAAGGAAUACUCUGUCGCUCAAGUGCAAGACAAGAAUGCGAAGAAGAAAUGA